Molecule: messenger RNA, 1650 nt
Organism: Vicia villosa (hairy vetch)
Lineage: Eukaryota; Viridiplantae; Streptophyta; Magnoliopsida; Fabales; Fabaceae
Product: protein LAZY 1-like
Exons: 5
Coding region: 241-1335 (364 amino acids)
Biological process (GO): regulation of auxin polar transport; gravitropism
Source: RefSeq, a predicted model, not a curated record
AAUGGCCAACCACAUUGUUGUAUCUAUCUAAUUUGUUUUUCUCCAUACAGGCAUCUAUCUUAGACCUUUGCAUUUACCAACUUCCAAUUCAUGGAGUCACAAAGAAAAGGUCUUUGUGCCUUUUCCUUUUGUCCAUCAUAACCACCCAAUCCUAGAGACCUUUUUCUAUUCUCAUUUAUAACUACCAACCUAAUCUGUUAGAUAGAGAAACUUGGUUAACAAAUUAAGAUAAGAGCCAAAAUGAAGUUAUUUCAAUGGGUGCAUCGAAAACUUCAGCAGAAUAGUAUCGAUCCCUCCAAGGAUUUCACUCUUGCUCCAAUUUCAGGAAAUCCUUGUCUUACAGUGCAGCUAACGCUCGAGAGCCAAUACUCUCGAUCAAAGCCAAGCGUUAGUUCUGUUAAUAACCACCCUAGUUUCAUAACGCCGCACCAUCAGGAAAGUCAGACAUCUUGGUGCAGAGAAGAAGAGACAACUGCAGUCAUCUCUGAGCUCUUUGAAGGCUUUCUGACAAUCGGAACACUUGGUGCGGAGGCAGUUACAAAUGAGCCAGCAACACCAACAUUUGCCACGUCUUUAGAAAACCAACCUACCAAAGACGCAGACGUGACAGAGACUGAACUGAAGCUCAUUAGUUUCGAGCUUGAGAAAUUCCUUGAGGCUGAAGAAGAAAGUUUCUACGAAUCAUCGGGAAGAUGUAGCCGUCUUAGCAACACCACACUUAGCGAAAAGCAAACAGAUGGAUUCGAAGCUGAAGAUUGUGGAAACAAGGCUGUAUUUCCACUGCAAGGAUAUUUAUUGGGGUCAUUGUUUGGAAUACCGGAGAAAGUAGAAGCGAAGAAAGAGAGGGCAUCACUUGCUGAGCUAUUUCAAAGGACAAAGACAACAGAUGAAGAAUGUAUAGAGACAAGAGUAAAAGAGACACAAGUCAAGCAUGCACAUAAGUCUGCCAUGCAUAUUAUGAAAAAGAUGUUGAAAAUGGUUCACAGCUCUUCAAAAAACUGUAAAACCGCAGGGAAUAUCGCUGAUUCUACUACAACCAAUACAAAGUUCAGUAAGGUUUUACGUAAGUUUCACAGAAAAGUCUAUCCUGAAGAUACCAUGAAUGCAAAAAGUGUAACUAAAUCCCACAAAGGAAAGAUAAAAAAUCUUCCCUGUGAUAUUGGAGAAACCACAAACACAGAUCCUGGAAGAAGAUUUCAUUCCGGUGGCAUGUCUAAAAAAUGGUUUAAAGACUGUGAGACCAACUGGAACCAUAGCCUGAAUUGUGGAAGUUCGACUGGGAAAAAUGAGCAUUGGAUCAAAACAGAUACAGAGUAUUUGGUGCUGGAGCUGUAGCAACUUAAGCUUUAUGAAAGUGGUAAUAAAUUGAGUCUCUAUACUGGACUUCUCAAGACUAGUAUUUCAUAGUGUGAUUGUGUUGUGCAUGUACUUUUGAGUGGAAACUGAUAUUGCAUUCAAUAAACUUGUGAGUUUCAUGAGAGCUUCCAAAUAAGUAGACACUUUGCAAUUGCAUCAAACUCAUUUGGAAGCUAGUUUCGUGUGAGUUCUUAAGCUAGUUCCAACUAAACUAGUUAUGCAUGAACUUUUGGUUACUUGUAUUUGUUGCAUAUGAAUUCUUAAAAGUCAUUAUUGCCUCGCAUGUGAGGUAAA